This is a messenger RNA of Magnolia sinica, 618 nucleotides long. RefSeq names its product expansin-A22-like. NCBI's taxonomy places the organism in Eukaryota, Viridiplantae, Streptophyta, Magnoliopsida, Magnoliales, Magnoliaceae. Gene Ontology annotation, biological process: plant-type cell wall organization. The record is from RefSeq and is a predicted model, not a curated record. Gene Ontology annotation, cellular component: extracellular region. The transcript has a single exon. The coding region runs from base 121 to 618 and encodes 165 amino acids.
UACAUAGAGGGCGCAUGUGGCUACGGAGAUUUGUUUAAGCAAGGAUAUGGCCUUGAGACGACAGCCCUCAGCACGGCCCUCUUCAAUGGCGGCGCAACAUGUGGUGCAUGCUUCCAAGUCAUGUGCGUCAAUGAUCCGCAAUGGUGCUUACCUGGUACGGUCACCGUGACCGCUACAAACUUCUGCCCACCAAAUUACACCAAGCCUACAGAUAACUGGUGCAACCCCCCACAGAAGCACUUCGACCUGUCCAUGCCCAUGUUCGUGAAGAUCGCAAAGUAUCAGGCUGGUAUCGUACCAGUCCAAUUCCGCCGUGUCCCAUGCAUCAAGAUGGGCGGCAUGAAGUUCGAGAUCAAGGGCAACCCAUGGUGGAUACUUGUACUAGUGUACAAUGUAGCAGGCGUCGGUGACAUUACAAACGUUCGGAUUAAGGGAUCAAACACGGAUUGGUUACAAAUGUCGCGAAACUGGGGCCAAAAUUGGCAGAUCAUGACUCCGUUGCAAGGGCAAGGAUUGUCUUUCCAGGUGACCACUAGCGACCGCCGGAUGGUGGAGUCCGACGGUGUUGCACCGUCUAACUGGCAAUUCGGGCAGACCUAUGAGGGCAAGCAGUUUUAA